Fulmarus glacialis (Northern fulmar) is the source of this 1210-nucleotide messenger RNA. RefSeq names its product cytosolic phospholipase A2-like. NCBI's taxonomy places the organism in Eukaryota, Metazoa, Chordata, Aves, Procellariiformes, Procellariidae. The transcript has 10 exons. Gene Ontology annotation, molecular function: calcium ion binding; calcium-dependent phospholipid binding. The record is from RefSeq and is a predicted model, not a curated record. The annotation marks the transcript as partial. Gene Ontology annotation, biological process: glycerophospholipid catabolic process. Gene Ontology annotation, cellular component: cytosol; Golgi apparatus; nucleus.
AUGCAAACUGGCCACAUGAAACUUGAGAAAAGUUUGAAAUCUCAGACUGAGUUCUUGCUUUCUAGUAACAAGUCAGACAAACAGGUUACUUUGAUGGAUGCCAACUACGUUAUGGAUGAGACUCUUGGCACAUCCACAUUUCCUAUAUCUUCUCUGAAACUGGGAGAGAAGAAGGAGGUCCAGUUAACUUUCAAUGAUGUCACAGAAAUGACUUUGGAAUUGUCUCUUGAAGAAUUCAAUGAGGCAGGUACCAGGACAAAUUUGUACACUCCUCCCCGCUGCCGUCUGCUGGAGGCAGUGCAGCUGGGAGGUAUUGUUCAAACCCUUGGAAUGACAUACGGGCUCAGUGAGUUAACUAGUCCAAAUGAGCUCUUCAUCAUGGCUCUGUGUGAUGAGGAGAAGAAAUUUCGACAACAGAGGAAAGAUAAUAUCAUGCACAGUAUGAAGUCAUUUCUAGGAGAGGAAAACAGCAAGAACUUGACCACUUCCCGUGAUGUACCAGUGAUAGCAAUACUGGGUUCAGGAGGUGGAUUCCGUGCCAUGGUAGGGUUUGCUGGAGUCAUGAAAGCACUUUAUGAGUCAGGAAUUUUAGACUGUGCGACUUACAUUGCUGGUCUCUCAGGAUCCACGUGGUACAUGUCAACUUUGUAUUCACACCCGGAUUUUCCAGAAAAAGGACCAAAGGAGAUUAAUCAAGAAUUGAUGAACUCUGUGAGUCACAACCCACUUCUGCUGCUCACUCCUCAGAAAGUCAAACGCUACAUUGAAGCACUGUGGAACAAGAAAAGCUCAGGCCAGCCUGUCACCUUCACAGAUAUCUUUGGAAUGCUAAUAGGUGAAACACUUAUCCAUAAUAGAAUGGACACCACUUUGAGCAACAUGAAAGAGAAAAUCAAUAAUGCACAGUGUGCUCUCCCACUCUUUACAUGUCUCCAUGUCAAACCAGAUGUCUCAGAGCUGAUGUUUGCAGACUGGGUGGAAUUCAGUCCGUAUGAGAUUGGUAUGGCAAAGUAUGGCACUUUUAUGUCUCCUGAUUUGUUCGGAAGCAAAUUUUUUAUGGGGACAGUAGUGAAGAAGUAUAGUGAAAAUCCCUUGCAUUUCUUGAUGGGCGUCUGGGGCAGUGCAUUUUCUAUAUUAUUUAACAGAGUACUUGGCGUCUCCAAUUCUCAGAAUAAAGGUCCCACCAUGGAAGAAGAAUUAGGUAAUAUUA